Aspergillus wentii DTO 134E9 is the source of this 2076-nucleotide messenger RNA. RefSeq lists its product as uncharacterized. The transcript is spliced from 11 exons. Lineage: Eukaryota; Fungi; Ascomycota; Eurotiomycetes; Eurotiales; Aspergillaceae. Bases 1 to 2076 code for a protein of 691 amino acids. The record is from RefSeq and is a predicted model, not a curated record.
AUGUGGCUGUCAGCAACUGCCUACUUUGGCAUUCUAUCUGGACUGUACUCGUUUGGCCUUUUUCUGCCAACCAUUAUCAACGACAGUGGAUUUGCAGCAAACGAGAACCAAGUCCAACUGUGGUCGGUGAUACCAUAUGCGGUGGCAGCUAUCCUCACAGUGAUUGUAUCGUACAUCUCGGACUGGAUGCGGCUCCGAGGAGUCAUAAUGCUUGCCACACUCCCGGUUGCCAUUGUCGGAUAUGCAGCGAUUGCCAACAUUGAAUCUCCCAAGGUCAAGUAUGGAAUGACUAUUCUAAUGGCCACGGGGAUGUACAGCACCGUUCCUUGCAUCCUGGUCUGGAAUUCGAACAACUCGGCUGGACAUUAUAAACGGGCCACGACGUCUGGAAUGCAGUUGGCCAUUGCAAAUUGCGGUGGAUUUGUUGCUACUUUCAUUUACCCCAGCAAUGACAAGCCACAGUAUCAUCGAGGCCAUACGGUCGUUGUCGCUCUGUUGGUGUUUGCAUGGCUCAUGAUCCUGUUUAAUGUCCUGUACUGCGCCAGAAUCAACCGCGAUAAGAGAAGGGGAAAAUAUACACAAUAUGCCGGAUGUAAUGAUGAUAGGGACCCUGGGUUUCUCAUGGUGCUCGCUGCAACUGCUUUGCGGCAUGUCACGAGAACAUCUGUAUGGUACGCCGUGGGAUUACUGGCUCGAAACCAGAACGACGACGUUGAUCAGGCGUUGAAGAUCGUCCAGAAUGUCAUCGAUAGACAAUUUACGGACCCAAAAGAUCAAUGGUAUGGGGACUACCAACAGUAUCCCGAAGAACCCACGGUGGGUAGUUUGGCAUAUUCCCCGAUCAUCUACGACACUUGGGAUCCGAAUUGGCGAGGAUUUAUCGGGGCAGCCUUUGUUAUUGCUCUGGAGGAAUUCCCUGAUUUGAUUAAUGAGAACAUGACUAAACUCAUGCAUGCAUCUCUCUACAACGCUACUGUCGGGGAUAGCUACCGCGUCGGAGGAGUCGACGAUGACAAUCUAUAUCCUUCUUAUACAAAUCCGUCCCUGAUGCGAGCUCUCGUCAGUGGCUGGACAGGUCGAACCCUUAAAGACGAAAACAUGACACAGGCAGGAGAAAUGUAUGCAAAUGAGAUAAUCCAGCUCUUUGACCGAGCAGAAACUCUUUCAGAAUUCAACAGCGCGACGUAUACAGGAGUGUCUCUGAUUGCACUUACUAUGUGGGCAAAAUAUGCACCAGAAAGCUCGAUCAUGAAGGACAAAGGAAAGGAGAUGCUGCAAGACACCUGGAAAGAUAUCGGGAAAUUGUACCACGCAGAUUUGAAGAAUCUUGCUGGCCCUUGGGAUCGGUCAUAUGGUUUCGAUAUGCAAAAGUAUUUUGGGAUUAUGUCGGCACAUAUAUGGUCUUUGGUUGGCAAGGCUACUUCACCGGUGAUUGAUAAGGUCUACAUGAUGUCGCACAACUCUGAUUUUGCCAUUUCUCCCUUGGUGGCCAUUUUGUCCAAUUUCCACAAUGCCCUGGUGCCCUCGUCAGCCGUGGAUGCUUUGAAAACCUUCCCUGGAGAGCACUUUGUCAAUACUUCAGCAUACUCCAUUCCAUAUGAUUCCUCCCCCCGAAAGGUCAAUGCUUGGUUGGGAAAGAAGAUCAGUAUAGGCGCGGAGAGCUUCAACGAGACUGUCAUUGGGGGGCCAGCUGUCAAUCCGUCGACUUUUAACCCUGCAGUGAUUCAAUGGGACACUGAAACAGGGAUUGGCUGGAUAGUGCUUUAUGCUACCGAAAGCGCGCUGGAUGCUGUCGUUGGACCGGGAUAUCUCAAUCUCACGUACCCAUAUGGAACAAAUGCUUCAAAGUUCCAGUUCCUAAUGUCACCAUUUUACAAGAAGCAAGAUGUUACCGGAUUUGAUGGCAUCCCUGGGUUGAAAGUUGACAUAUCGGGGAAUGUUGCUUCGAAGCCGAACGUGACGUACAGUUCGAGUGAUGAAACGAUCAAUGACUUUAUGUUUUGGAAUUUGACAUACUCGAUGCCGGCGGAUAGCAUUGCAAAACCAAAUAUUUUGUUGGAGGUUGAGCUGGAAUGA